AUAAGACCAGCGCAGGUGAAAGAAGCUGGCCACGUAAAUUUCAUAGAGCUCCAUGUUCCAAACAAGACAGACGCUAUAAACUUCCUGGAUGGCAAAGGUUCAAAGCCUGCCCGGGAAGCAAGAGUAAUUAUUGAACGGCCUGACCUCAGUGAACCUGUUGUAGAAGAGCUGGUUGUAGGGCCCCUACCGGAUCCUCGAUACCAUUAUCUCAACCCACGAAGAGACAGACCCAAGAUUCCCUACAGGUUUCACCCUUCCUAUGGGAUCCAUGCUGCCUACACAGACCUGUUUCACGAACUAACCCACGAGCUAAACGACAUCAUCCUGGAAAGCUAUGGGACCAGUUUCCUCAACUGUACACAAGAUUGCUUGAUCCUGUUACCCCAAAGGACAAGUUCAGCGUAUUCCGACACGACGCUGAUUGUUCUUACAGCCUAUUAUAGAGCCGAGUUCACCACGAUUAAUUCUGCUGGUCUUAUCUUUGUCAUGAAAGAGACCGUUAAAGAUAGUCAACAAUUCAAACUACACAUGAUGAUGUACGAAGGCCGAGUAUUCACCUCGAUUGGGGAUUUCAUCAAACAAUACCGAGCCAAUAGCAUUCCCAAGGUGAGAAUGACGUUCCCUAGACCAGGUGCUGGCGAGACAUCACAGACUGGAACCAUGAACAUCCGUGGCACCAUGUUUCCCGAGGAGCCCCAAACAGGUCCCCGGCAGUUUGACCCACACGGAAAGCGCUACAGGUUGACAGGUCAACACGUGCAGUACCUGCAAUGGAGCUUUUACUUUCGCAUGUCAGCCAUUUCCGGACCCCAGGUGUGGGACCUCAGGUGGGCUGGCCAGAGAAUCGCCUAUGAGAUCAGUCUGCAGGAGGUGGCUGUUCUGUAUGCAGGUGCCAACCCAAAAAUGUUCUACAGCCAUCUUUCAGAUAGCGCUUUCGGACUAGGGAACAAGGCAAGUGGUUUAGUACCAGGAGUGGAUUGUCCUGAGCAUGCAACGUUUCUGCCACAGACAAUCUAUAAGAUGGAGCAAAAUGGACCAAAGAUCCUCCCCAAUGCUUUCUGUCUGUUCGAGCACAACACCGGGGUGCCACUUAGGCGUCAUAAGUCCAGUGACCGCGAUAAUGGCAGAAACUAUGGUGGUCUUGUGGACAGAGUUUUGAUUCUACGCACCAUUAUCGUAGAAUACAACUAUGACUACAUCUUUGAUCUGAUCUUCCAUCAGAACGGGGCAACAGAGAUCAAGACGUACGCUACUGGCUACAUAUUGGCUCAAAAGUUUCACUCAGGAGAGACUCCGUUUGGCUUCAGGAUUCACGAAAACAUCGUUGGUUCCAUUCAUCAUCAUUUGUUAAACUAUAAAAUUGACCUGGACAUUCAAGGUCAAUCUAACCGUUACGCCACCUUGAAUUUCCUUACUGAUGAGCGACCUUGGCCCUGGUACAAAAACGGAGAGCAAUCCUUUCAUCAGAUAUCAUUUCAACAUCAAGUUAAGCGAUCUGAGCAGGAAGCAGUGCUUCGAUACAACUUCUCCACACCAAAAUACCACAUUGUGUACAAUGAAAAAGAGAGAAACAAGUUUGGUAAUCACAGGGCUUACAGAAUCGCCACAACUGGGUUCACCAAGCAAAUUUUGCCAGACGAUUCGCCAGUUCUCAACAGCAGACGAUGGAGCCAGUACCAAAUGUCUGUGAGCAGACGUAAAGACAAAGAGGAGUCCAGCAGUUCUAUCUUCUCCAUGUUUGACGGAGAAAACCCAGUCGUAGACAUAGAUCGUUAUCUGCAAGACAAUGAGGACAUCAUUGACCAGGAUCUUGUUUUAUGGGUCACUGUUGGAUUUCAUCAUUUACCUCACACUGAAGACAUCCCUAACACACCAACCCCCGGAACAUCAGCAACCAUCUAUCUUCUACCAUACAACUACUUUCCAGAGUGUCCGUCCGUUGGGUCACGUGAUGCAGUAAGACUCGAUCUGAGGAAAUCCAAGAUUGUUGUCCAGGACUACGGAAUAUCAGACAAAUUUCGUUGCUCACCAUCAGCAUUUAAUUACUCUGAUUUGUCUACACAGAAAUCAGAUUUGUUUCCAUAA
Molecule: messenger RNA, 2085 nt
Organism: Candidula unifasciata
Lineage: Eukaryota; Metazoa; Mollusca; Gastropoda; Stylommatophora; Geomitridae
Source: the annotation of a GenBank genome assembly